Fraxinus pennsylvanica is the source of this 1704-nucleotide messenger RNA. The record is from the annotation of a GenBank genome assembly. Lineage: Eukaryota; Viridiplantae; Streptophyta; Magnoliopsida; Lamiales; Oleaceae.
AUGGAACUCAUCAAAUCCAUUCUUCUUAAACCUUUCCACAAUUUUAUCCAUAAAGAUUUUCAUGAAGUUGUAGCAAGAAUGACCCUUAUCGAUAGAUUUAUCUUUCUCAUUAUUCACUCCAUCGACAAGUUAGGUAUAUGGCACAGGUUACCUGUGUUCUUAGGUUUGAUAUACCUGGCCCUGCGUCGGCAUCUUCACCAAGAGUACAACUUGUUCAACGUCGGAAAAUCACCGGUCGGAGUACGAUAUAAUCCGGCCGAUUAUCCUUUCAGAACAGCUGAUGGAAAAUUCAAUGAUCCCUUCAAUGAAGAAAACACUGAUCAACAGGUAGAACUGGUUGCACCCAAACAAGUGGCAAGUCAAUGUCCUCUCAAAUCAUUCAAGUUCUACAAGUCGAAGGAGGUCUCGACUGAGAACGGCUAUUAUGGUAUCGACACCGGCUAUUUGAACCGUCGAACACCUUGGUGGGAUGGGAGUUCUAUAUAUGGUAGCGAUGCAGAAACUUUACAGAAAGUAAGGACUUUCAAGGAUGGAAAGCUCAAGAUUUCAAAAAAUGGCCUUCUUCCUCACCAAGAUGGCCAAGUUAUUUCUGGAGAUGUUCGUAAUAUAUGUGCUGUCCUCUCCACAUUGCAAGCCCUGUUUGUCCAGGAACACAAUGCCGUCUGUGAUGCCUUGGAGGACGAGGAACUGUAUCGGCAUGCACGGCUGGUGACUUCAGCUGUAAUUGCAAAAGUCCACACAAUUGAUUGGACCGUUGAGCUUCUAAAGACUGACAUGUUACGUGCUGGAAUGCGUGGAAAUUGGUAUGGGUUGCUGGGGAAGAAGUUUAAAGAUACAUUUGGACAUGUUGGAGGGGCCAUAUUGGGCGGCCUUGUGGGAUUAAAGAAACCUAACAAUCAUGGCGUCCCAUAUUCAUUGACUGAGGAAUUUGUGAGUGUUUAUAGGAUGCACGGCCUCUUGCCAGAUACCCUUCUUCUUAGGAAUGUCGAUGCAGCACCAGGACCAAACAAAUCUCCUCCUCAGGCUAAAGAAGUGGAUAUGCGUGAACUGAUUGGUGACAAAGGAGAAGAGGCCUUGCAAAAUAUUGGCUUCACUAGGCAAAUGGUGUCAAUGGGACACCAAGCAUGCGGUGCCCUUCAGCUUUGGAAUUAUCCUAACUGGUUUAGAGAUCUGAUUCCCCAAGAUGUAGACGGUAGAGAUCGGCCGGACCCUGUCGACUUACCAGCUCUCGAAAUUUACAGGGACAGAGAAAGGAGUGUUGCCAGAUAUAAUGAUUUCAGGAGGUCCCUCCUACUGAUUCCCAUUUCCAAAUGGGAAGAUCUUACAGAUGAUAACGAAGCUGUCCAGACCCUUCGAGAAGUCUAUGGCGAUGAUGUGGAGGAGCUCGACCUUCUUGUUGGUCUCAUGGCCGAAAAAAAGAUCAAGGGAUUUGCUAUUAGCGAGACGGCCUUUAUAAUUUUCCUCCUCAUGGCAUCAAGGAGGUUAGAGGCAGACAGAUUUUUCACGAGUGAUUUUAGUGAAGAGGCGUACACAAAGAAAGGACUGGAAUGGGUAAACACAACUGAAAGCCUGAAGGACGUUUUAGAUCGACAUUACCCUGAGAUGACGAAGAAAUGGAUGAACUCAAGCAGUGCAUUUUCAGUAUGGGAUUCUGCACCAGAACCACACAAUCCCAUUCCCCUCUAUCUUCGAGUUCCUCACUGA